UCAAAGCCAUUUACGAAACGAACUUGAGAGUGCUUUGAAGAAAAAUACUAAAUCAGUGAGUGAUAAAACUUCAUUAAUACCUCCUGUAGAUUAUGAUGUGAGCGAUCUACCACCGGUACCGAAAAGACCCCUAAAGAACGAGUCAUCCCAGGCACUGCUGGCGCCAGACAUGGCUGAUCAACGCCGAAAGCGCAUACCGAGCAUGUCUGUUUCGGAUGUCGGGUAUUGGCUAGGUGUUCUGAAGUUGGACCAGUACGUAGGCACUUUCAAAGAAAACUUGGUGGAUGGUUCCAUCCUUCCAGAACUUGACGAUGACAUUUUGCAAAGAGAAUUCAAAAUGUCUCGUUUUCAUACAAUAAAACUUCGAAAGUUUCUUACGGAAGGAUAUAUUCCUAGGCAGUAAACUUUUCAAUAGAAUAUACAUGUUUCCUUCCAUAAAUUUCUUACGAUUUAUCAAAAGAAUGCAAUUUGUUGGCUGCCUUUAAUAAACGUAUUGUGAUAGGGUACAUGUGUACUUUAACAAAUAAAGAACUUCCUGUUUUAACUGUGACGCGAACGUUUUAAUUUUAUCAAUAUCUUGGCAAGGAAAACAUCUUCAUCGUUCCCAUUUGAUCGCCAAUUACUAAUAGUUCAUGGAGUGAUUAUGUCAUAAGGACUUCUGUUGAAUGAUUUUUCAGUACCUAAGAACCGUAGCCUUGGCUAGAUUUACAAAUAUUUCGGAACAUCUACAGUGUAUGUUGUGCAAAUAGCGGUACCCUAUUUGUAGACAAGAGAUGGAUCUCGCGGCCGGUCGAAAGAAGCGUUGUACUUUUGUCGUCUGCGACAUCAAGAAUUCAGUGAAAGAUUUCUGUCGGACCUACGGGGGUAACCUUCCCCAGAUUGUGAGAGUUAAGAAGGGACGCAAAGCAGACGAAAAAACCGUGAAGAAAAGCCAGACAUUUUUCGUUCACCAAGUUUGUCAGGAGAAGAGGGUGAUCGUGGACAUCAUGAAGAGUAAAAAGAAGAAUCAGGACAGAAUAUCAGUCCCUCUAACCCACCCCGCCCGGUUCUGCUUGGCGGAUUGUGGGAAAGAAUCAGCUGACUAUACUAUGGAACAAAUAUUACGCCUCAAACCAUGUCCCUGUGAUGUCAUAGCUUCUCCGCGGUGUCAUUUCCACAUUCAAAUGUCUGAGAACAGAAAAUUAACGAAAGACCACGUUCUUCGUUUGCGGGAGACGUACGAGGAAACUUACAUACUGGGAAACCCUAUUACUGAAACUAGUGUUAGUGACGAGUUGGUGAGGAUCGCAGGGGGACCUAAUCUACAUAUUGUGACGGGCUUACAGGGGUAUCUAGGGAAGUGGUCAACCUACCUCCAGGUGAUAUCCAAGAGCCUGACGUCCCAUCUCAAAACAGAAGAUUUUCAGCCAUAUGAGCAAUAUGAUGCAGACUAUGAAGGCACGUUAGAUUCUGAUUCUAUACGGUGUGAUUAUGUAACAAUAUCGCGAGAUUUCAAUAACAAAGACAGUCAUAGUUACGAAGACCUACGGAAACCGAAACCGCAGCGUUGCGUCUAUGAAAUUACAUGGGACCAGAGUACGGGCAAGCCUAUGGUGGACAUAUCACCGGCCAGUCCAAUCAAGCAAAAGAAUGUCACAAAUGAUAAAGGAGAUAGUAAGAACAAUCUGUACGAUGUUGGAUGGGACCCGGUAACAAAUCGACCGAUAGUAAAUGGAGAACCACUGAGUACUUCCGUCAAGACCAAACCACCCAAAGUACAAAUUUCAGGGACUAAGGAACAGGAAGAUAGACAAAAAAUAAUAGGAAAUAAAGACAAUGAUAUACUGGACUGCAUACCUUCGCCACGCCUACAAAGAUCGCAAAGUGGUGUACAAAUCUCGGAUCUUCCAAAACCCGCCCCAAAGAAAUCUUCAAGUUUGAGGAAGCCGAACAUUGAAAGGCGUCAGAUUAAAAAUACUUAUCAACUUGGUCAAAUUCAAAGUGAACACACCGAGAAUUUGGAUUCACGUUCAUUCGACUUCUACUCCAAAGAAAAAGCAAGAGAACGCGUUCUUUCACUGCCUACUUUGUCCGUUUCAGAGGUGGCAUACUGGAUGAAAACUUUGAAUAUUAAGUGUGCGAAUAAGUUUGUGGAGGAGAGCAUAGACGGUGCUAUCCUGCUGGAAUUAACGGAUGACAUACUAAUGUCCCCUUCUUUUGGACUGUCCAGGAUCGAUGGCAUCAAAUUGAGGAAAUUCAUCAAAGAAGGCUAUGUGCCAAAACCUUGAGUAAUUAGAUACAUUACAUUUUUGGAUGUUUCCACUGUACUGGUGAUGAACAGGUUAUUUCUCUAAACAUCAUUAUCCAUCCAUAGUUAAGAGAUAAAGAGGACUAAACUUUGAUGUAAUGUGUCUUAUUACACUAGGAUAAAGAAAAGGAAUCUGUUUGAGUAAGUGAUGGGAAUUAUUUUCAAUUUGGUCGUGAUAUCAGUUGAUUUCUCAGUCAACAUUUGGGACAUGUAAGGGUCCACUAUAGAUAGCAUAUUCAUAUCAAUCCCUCCUUUUAAAAAUAUGACAUGAAUUCGUAGCGAAUGAAACUAUCUGUUUUAUUACUAACACAUUCAUUGAAAUCACUGAAUGAAUUAAUCUUUUGUGUCCAUUUCAUUUUGUGCAAAAUAAAGCUUAUGCAGAAAGGUCAAAAUAACGCCUGUUUAUAAAGUGCAAAUGAGUCAAUCAAUCUUGUUUACAUACAUGAGUUGUGGUUUGAACAAUUGUUGUGUUAUUUGUUGGUAAAAUAUGAAUGGCGAAAAUUAUUUACUGAACAGUUUUCUCUUCCAACUGUAAUGAUCAUUCAUGUGUCCACAAUUUCAAUAUAUUACAUCAUCAGGUGUAAAAGUUAUCACUCUUGACUAUACAAAUGUGCACUCAAAUCUAUGACAUUUUACGCGCUAAUCAAAUUUCUCUAAUGGCUGCCAUCUAGUAACGGAUUUUGUUCCUAUUUAUCUUACAUUCAUAAUUAUUUCUUAAGUUUAUAUGUAUUCUACUUCUUUUAAUCUGUGUUUAUUUUACUAAUAUCUGUCUGUAUGUAUGUUAUAUGCAGGACCAUAUUGAAAACUAGCGUUAUCGCUAAAUAUGUAAUCCUGGAUAAAUAAAGGCUUUGUUAUUAUCA
Messenger RNA from Ostrea edulis (European flat oyster), 3147 nucleotides. RefSeq lists its product as uncharacterized. Bases 774 to 2267 code for a protein of 497 amino acids. Lineage: Eukaryota; Metazoa; Mollusca; Bivalvia; Ostreida; Ostreidae. The record is from RefSeq and is a predicted model, not a curated record. The transcript is spliced from 5 exons.